UGCUAAGGGCGCUCACAGCCGCCAUUGUGCCGGCUGUUGAUUUUUCCCUUUGAACGAGGUGUUUUCAGAUCGAUGCUGAUUAUAUGGGCUUCGUUUGCUGGAACAAUGUUAAAUAAUUUAACGUGAAAUCAAGUUAAAUAAUUUCAAAGGACUAGGAUCAACAACCCAAACAACCUGCCUUGUUACGCUGUUAUUCAAGCACACCGUGGAAAUGACAUUGCCUAGUAAAGCGGGGGACGGGGUCACAGUCUUAGCCAGUGAGUUUGUCAACCAAACAAACACUAAGCUGUCGUGGUGAGAAUAUGAGAACUGGCAAACGUUUAGUUUCAUGGAGUUUCCUGGAAAGUGCGUGAGCGUAACAAGGAGGAGAUAAACUUCUAAAGAGACAGACAGUGACACACUGAAGUAAGUUUGAAACUGUAGAGGGUACCAGCAUGAUAUAACGCACACCAUGUUCCAGGUCACGUACAGAUGUCUGUAAGUGAAACAUUCACUGUUAUGAGCUGGCCUGAUAUUUGUUAGUCAGACAGAGAUAAGAAUAUCAGCGGUAAGAAUAUCAGUGCUGCCUCAGAUUUGUCACACAGAGGCCAACUGAUAGACAAGAAAAGGAAAAACUGAACUUUUUGAAAUUAAAGAUGGACAUCAUUGGAAUGUCUAGUAACCUGUCCAUUCGGUCACCAAAGAGACCGGUCAAAACGGCUCUACACCAGGCCAUCGUGGACGGGCGCCUUCACCAGGUUCGUCUCUUGGUCUCAGUCCACAAGUGUAACGUCGAUUCACGGGACAUGAACGGAAGGACCCCCAUGAUGAUAUCCUGUAUUUUAGAUAACGAAGAGGUGGGUUUGAAAAUGGCAAAAAUCUGCCUCAAGGCGGGGGCGUUCUUGAAUGCGAAAGACAUAUUCGGUCGGUCUGCUCUCAGUUAUGCUUGUAUGAAGGGAAAGCAUGAAAUUGUGAGGAGGAUCCUCAGGGAAGACAUCAUGGGAGUAAACGACAAGGACAAUGACGGCAACACGCCGUUGAUCCACGCAGCCACCAGUGGCAAACCCGCUGUUGUUAAAUUAGUGGUGGAUAUACUGAACCGCUACGGACUUCCUAUUGAUAUAAGGAAUAAUCUGGGUUACACAGCCCUCCUCCUUGCUGCUAAGCACGGACAUUAUGUGUCAGCACACAUUUUGCUCAAGGAAGGCGGUGCAGCGUCAAAACUACGUGACAAUGAGUAUUUUCUCAACGCCUCUGAGUGGGCUAGAAGAAGUUAUGAAUUAAGAGCGAGUGCUAUCAAGUUACACGCUCAGAAGAACCAAAUUCUUCACCGUCCCCACACUCAACCGUCCUCUUCAUCCCCUCGUGGUGACACACGACUGCCGAGAGAGCACGACAUGUACCGAAGAAAUUACACCCCGAUUUGCCGACAUGUAAAAGCCGUCCACGAUCUCUCCAGUUUCUACGACAGCUCCAUCAGACUUCCAACCAUAUUUGCCGGUAACUAUGGUGAUCAGAGCGAGUCGCGAGAGGAGGCCCUGUUGGACGGGCAGGACGCCCGCAAGGUUUUCUUGGACACGGUAGAAGUGCUUGAGCAGCAGCGGCAAACUAAUGUGAUUGGAUCCAGUAAUGAGUCUUCCCAGGCCUCUGAAGCUUCCAAUGCCAGUCACAGGCCCGUGUCCACGCGCACGGCGUUCACGACAUUUACGCGAGGGGCGACUCGUCAAGGCAACCCCCACCCGUCCACCGCUAAACUUCUGGCGUUCACCAAGCGAAGUCACACACAAAUGCGACCAGAUCUUUCGACUUUGUUCAAACUGUAUUCUGAUCAGUAUUACUUUUCGCUACCUCAACCGGAGGAAGAACAACAGGGUGAGAUUGUUUUCAGGGACCCUGGGAUUUCAAUAGAAAUUGCCGCCCCCGGGGAGUUCACUCCAGCAGUGACACCCCGGGGAAGCAUGGUAGUCACCAAGUCAUGACUGUCACGAGGGACCCCCAUGCGACCAAUUUGUGCCACCAUCAAGACAGAAAACCUAUAACUGUGAUGACUGACCCAAUCAAACCCAAUCAAAACUAGCCUAGACGAUGAAUUUUCUAUUAAAUCAAAAAGAGCUUAUUCCAAUCAAAAUACACAUACUUGUGAUUCAAUACCGAUUCUCUUUUAGAAAAAUUAAUCGCUGUUUUUAUGCUCACACAAAGCAGGGUAAUUAUAUAAUAUUUCUCAUACUGUCAAUGUCCAGAAAAAGCCUGAGUCACGUCCUUGCACAGGACGUACAUGUAUAUCACACCCCUCCAUCUGUCACAGGGGGCUGUUCCUAAUUUUAGACUAGUGAGGUCAUCGCAGAUAAAGUUUUGAAUUUUUAGAUAGAAGAUUGAAUGUUGGUACUCUGUCUGAUUCGAAAAAUAUCCCAGAUAUGGGCAAUAAAUUUAUUUACGCUAA
Messenger RNA from Lingula anatina, 2419 nucleotides. RefSeq lists its product as uncharacterized. The record is from RefSeq and is a predicted model, not a curated record. Lineage: Eukaryota; Metazoa; Brachiopoda; Lingulata; Lingulida; Lingulidae. Gene Ontology annotation, molecular function: protein binding.